GUCUCAUUGUCGACCGUCUCUUAGUGACUUCCUGUUGACGUCUUGUGUGGCGAGAAACGUGAACAAGCGCUUAAUCGUAGACCGUGAAUAUUUUACUCAGAUAAAAUAGUUUAACCACCAGGAAUAAUUUGGUUAUAAAGUCUUCGUCGGGAUGAACAAGUUUAUUCGCCGUAUCAAGUCAAAACUUCGUGGCAACGAAAGGCCGGAUAAAGUUGGAGCCCACAUUCAAGAAGAACUGAAACCCUCUGGACUGCACAUCACGGACUUGCCGCCAGAGGCGCUGGCUCGCAUUUUCGAAAACUGCUCUUACGAUUUCUUGGCUAGACGAGUGAGGCUCGUGUGCAGACGAUUCUGCGAAGUCGCCACUUUACUUCUCAAUCGGGGGUUCUUGACCUUGGGGCCCAAGAUAGAUCGAGCUAUGGUGGAUGCCGUGUCUCGUUUUGAAGAAGGUCGAACACAGGGAGAACUUCUGGUAACGACUCGUCCUUUCAGUUCAGCAAUGGUGGAUGACUUGCCCCGUAUAGGACAAGGUCGUCCAACUGAACAACAACUGCUAAUGGAUCAACAUUGCAACGCGCUGUUGCUUAUGAAGCGUCGGUACCGCGUGUUGAGAGCCGUCACCUGGAGACACAUUUACAGCCCUCACUCCGGCUCUGGACAUCCGGCGUGCUUCUACGCCGGCAGUGUGCUAGACAAGUUCCUCAGGUUCCUGCGAUUGGCCCGCCAUUCGCCAACCCUCUUGGGGUUCUUCAUGCUUAAUCCAACUAAGGGAAACGAAGUCAUCAAAAUGUUUGUUCUGUGCUCGAAAUUCAUGUACCACUUCUACCAAAGAACUUAUAAUUUUAGACGCAAUUAUUCCAUCUCUGGGGCAAAUCUUAUUUACCUUUGCUAUCUCUUGACACGGCAUCCUUACAGGAUGACCCCACAUGAAGAGGCGGUGACAGUCAAUGGAAUGGAAUGCCACAUCGGGGCUCAUUAUGGGUAAGGAAUUGCACAUUAACUUUUGGCCCCGCGAUAGGGAAAUCCUUUUAUCAAUAAAUAUCACGUCACCUCGCCAUCUUCAGUUUCUACUGUGAAUUAACAGCACUCUGGGUCACCAGACACGCAUGGGGAUGGGGGGGCGGGGGACGAACUUGGCGCAGGAUCGUGGCCGGUUUCGGACUUUUGUGUCUUCGGCGUUGGACUUGCGGGUUCUCCUACCAGGGAGUUGGGUUAGUUUGUCGGUCUCCAGAGAGCGCAGUGGUGGUGUGUUCUUCUGACAGCGCUCGCAAAAUAGGUCCAACGCACUAAGGCUGUGCGAUUGUAUUCGUACGCUUUCAGUUUGGAAUGAUUUUGUGAAAAACUUUAUGGAAGGCCUCGUUUAAGCAUCAGGUCCAAUGGCGAAGUCAGAAUAUUGAAGUUACUCAGAGUCGCUUGUAAAAUGCUCGGCUACAAAACUGGAGCCCCUAAACAGAUCUGAAGUAUAAUUAUGAUAUUUUUGGGUGCUUGAUAUCGUCUUUUGUGUUCAAGGCGGAAUGAAAGCAUAAACACGAAGUCUUAAAUAUUUUACAGUAUAAAUGCGUCUUUCUCGCCGUGCUAUAAAUUAUUGUUCAACUUGAAACUG
Zootermopsis nevadensis is the source of this 1603-nucleotide messenger RNA. The record is from RefSeq and is a predicted model, not a curated record. NCBI's taxonomy places the organism in Eukaryota, Metazoa, Arthropoda, Insecta, Blattodea, Termopsidae.